UUGAACUAUGGGCCAUAGCUGGAAUUAGUCAGGGAAGUCUGGCAAACCUCGGCGACAAACUGACUUUGGCAAUAUUAGUCAGGCCAAAUCUGGCCCAUAUACAUAUUCCCGUAGUCCGACACUCAUUCUCUGGUCCACCCUUGGCCCAUACAUGAAUAUCCAAGUCUGGCUUGAGUCCUAAAUAGUGAGUCUGGCCCAAAGCAUUCUGUCCAAACUUUCCCCAAAGUAAGAAAUUCAUCUGUGGGCCAGAGUCGCCCCAUAGUUUGCAUCCCAAAGUCUGGCAACAUUGCGGCAGUUAUUAUCCGGCCCACUUUGGGGAAACAUCUGAGCAUUAUUUCAUCUUUUUGUCAACGGACAACAUUAUUUUGACUCCGUCAGUCAUUAUUUCUCGCACCAUGGCCAUUAGUAUUUCGAAAAAAUUUUGUGUUGUGCAAUUUCUAAAAGAAAAUUCUUUUGCUGCCGUCCCCUCUAAAUGGAUCAUUGAAGAAGAAGGAAACUUGAUGUGCAGGUGGCCAAGAGGGACACAACUAUUAGAUUUAAUUAAGAAUCCUGAUAGCAUUCCUAAGAAAACGUGGAAGAAACUAGGAAUCAAAUUAUUCCGGUCCUUCGGUAGUGAUGAAUACGAGUUAGCAAACUUCAAUGUCGACCAGGCCAAAGUAAUUAGUGGAGGCGAGAGUCAAAGUGGUUCGCUGUCCAGCGACAAAGACGAGGUCAACGAAACGGUCGGAGUUAAGAAAACAAAUAAUAUAAUAUCCACUGAUCUGUCCGUUUCUUCAUUAACUGCUCCACCGCUAGGUAAUUUAAUUGCAGCCUUAUGUCAUAAUUAUGGUUGUGCUAAUUUUAUUGUCCCGAUAGAUUUUAAUCAAGAUUUGGAACUCAGUCCUGUCAGCCCUACCACUUCAAACAAUUUACAGGAACCAGUGAUUUUGGUGGAUGACCAGAGAGAAGGUUUUACACAAAAUGGUGAUAAUAACUCUCAAAAUGCACCUGAUUUGUCUACUCCAAUUUUAAUUCAAACCCUUCCUUCAGAGUCUGACAAAGUGUUUCAAGAGACCGUGAUAAAACUUUUGGUGGAUCUCAAGACUGAAGUUGCUGUCCUCUCAAGUAAAGUGGCAUCUCUAACUAAAUUUGGAAAAUUAGACAAUAUAAGUGCAUUUCCAUUUGAGAAUGAGAUGCAAUAUAUUAAACGAACAUUACGGUCCAAGCGUCAUCCAAUGCAGCAAAUGAUUAAUAGAAUUCACGAGAGGCAAAAUAAUCACAAAAGUAAAAUCCCAGUAAUUUAUAAAGGUCUUGGGUUUAGUUUAAAAUCUGGUUCCGUCGUUACUUGCAAGAAAGGGAACAAUGUGGUCCUCUUGAAUAGUGGUGAGUGUGUAUUAAUUAAUUAUAUUAAUAAUGAUAUAUGUGAGGGGUUUAAAUUUAAAACAGUUAAAAGCUUGUAUGAUCAUCCCUGUCAAAGUCAGAACGUACACAUGUACUUAUGUGCAGAUAUUGACACAAACAAGAUACAAUUUAAAAAUAGUUGUGUAAAGUCAAAAUGUUAUAUGAUUCCUCAUUUAGAAUUGGACACAUUUGUGUGUGUCGCGCUACUUUAAUUUAUGUUCUUUUAGUGUAUCUAAUUAAUUUUGUUAAAUGUUAUUCAUAAUUUUUGUAUGUAGCUGACGCUUAAUUUAAUUCAAUAAGAAAUAAAAACAUAUAUGAAGGAUA
Molecule: messenger RNA, 1704 nt
Organism: Folsomia candida
Lineage: Eukaryota; Metazoa; Arthropoda; Collembola; Entomobryomorpha; Isotomidae
Exons: 3
Coding region: 396-1592 (398 amino acids)
Source: RefSeq, a predicted model, not a curated record